AUGCCCGACUCACCCCCACCCGAGGAGCGCAAGAAGCUCGACGCUGAGGCCAAGGCCAAGGAGGAUGCCGAACAGGCUGCGCUGCCCUACAAAUGGGAGCAGACCAUUAAAGAUGUCGACAUUACCAUCAUCAUUGAUGCGAAGUACAAAGGAAAGGACUUGGACGUCAAGAUCGGCAGGAACGCGCUCAAGGUGGCCAUCAAGGGCCAGGAGCCUUUCAUAGAUGGCGAGCUGCCCCAUGCCAUCCGCGUCGACGACUCUACCUGGACCCUCACAUCCACAUCCGCCGGCAAAGAGAUCGCAGUCCACCUCGACAAAGUAAACCAGAUGGAGUGGUGGCCCCAUGUCAUCACCUCCGCCCCCAAAGUCGACACCAGCAAGAUCCAGCCUGAAAACAGCAAAUUGGGUGACCUAGACGGCGAGACGCGUGGCAUGGUCGAGAAAAUGAUGUUCGAUCAACGCCAGAAGGAGCAGGGCAAGCCCACGAGCGACGAGCAGAAGAAACUGGACAUUCUUGAGCAGUUCAAGCAGCAACAUCCAGAGAUGGACUUUUCAAAAGCCCAGAUGGGUUGA
Dothidotthia symphoricarpi CBS 119687 is the source of this 573-nucleotide messenger RNA. Its product is annotated as CS-domain-containing protein. Gene Ontology annotation, biological process: protein folding. The record is from RefSeq and is a predicted model, not a curated record. The coding region runs from base 1 to 573 and encodes 190 amino acids. Gene Ontology annotation, cellular component: cytoplasm. The transcript has 2 exons. NCBI's taxonomy places the organism in Eukaryota, Fungi, Ascomycota, Dothideomycetes, Pleosporales, Dothidotthiaceae.